Nycticebus coucang (slow loris) is the source of this 2264-nucleotide messenger RNA. It is a transcript of the gene ZNF239, whose product is annotated as zinc finger protein 239. The record is from RefSeq and is a predicted model, not a curated record. The transcript has 3 exons. The coding region runs from base 176 to 1546 and encodes 456 amino acids. Lineage: Eukaryota; Metazoa; Chordata; Mammalia; Primates; Lorisidae.
CGUCAGUAUCCAAGACCCAGCGCUUGCAGUAUAAUACUGGAGUGUGCAUCCUUGGCUGACUCUUGACCGACUUUGAGGCACAGGAAACUUGAAAGAAAAUUCUGUGGAGAAUCUUCAAGAGAAAAAACUUCAGGAUCUGUCAUAGGAGCUUUCCCACUGGCUGACUCUAGAAGAAAUGACCAGUCCAAUAACUGGUAGUCAGGAUGAUUUUGUGAAUCUUCAAGGGGAAGUAUAUGGAGAGCCUGAACUAGAUCUCCUCACUUGUCAAAAGGAGCGAGAAGCCUCUUCUCAUACUUGCAGAAAGAACAGUGCAGUGACUCUUCAAAGUCAUGAUUUCAAAAACACUGAAAGUGAAAAAUAUUUGUCUUUGAAAGCUCGAAGCCAAAUGGCCACACAAGACUCUUCAGCAAAGGCCUGUAAGAAUGAGCCUCAGGAUGCUCAGGAAAGCAAACAUCUCUAUGUAACUGAAGAAAGCACUGAGAGCAAAGUGAUAAGGGGGGGAAAUUCUCCCACGGACCACUGUUCAGAGAACCUUCAAGUUAAACCUGUGUCUGAUAUAACAGAACUGGACUUAGCAUUGUCCAGUGGUGAAGCAACUUGCCAGAAUGGCCAGUUGAAAGAAUCUUUGGAUCCCUUUGACCAUAACUGCAAAGACAUUUGUGGAUGGAAAUCACAGUUGGUCGGUUGUAGUCAGCAGGGAGUUUGUACAGAGGAGAAACCAUGUAACUGUAAUGACAAUGGGGAAUUACUUAACACCAGCCAAGGUGCUCAUCCAUGUGAGGAAAUCUACAAAUGUGGACAGCAUGGUAAGGACUUCAGUCAAAGCUCAAAGCUGCUGCUUCAUCAGAGAGACCAAACAGAAGAAAAACCAUACAAAUGUGAGCAGUGUGGGAAGGGCUUCACCAGGAGCUCGAGUCUUCUUAUCCAUCAAGCAGUCCACACAGAUGAGAAACCUUACAAGUGCGACAAGUGUGGGAAGGGCUUCACUAGGAGCUCAAGUCUGCUUAUCCAUCAUGCAGUCCAUACAGGUGAGAAACCUUAUAAAUGUGACAAGUGUGGGAAGGGCUUUAGUCAGAGCUCCAAACUGCACAUCCACCAGCGAGUGCACACUGGAGAGAAGCCCUAUGAGUGUGGAGAGUGCGGUAUGAGCUUCAGUCAACGCUCAAACCUGCACAUCCACCAGCGUGUCCACACAGGAGAGAGGCCCUACAAGUGUGCUGAGUGUGGGAAGGGCUUCAGUCAGAGCUCAAACCUCCACAUUCAUCGGUGCAUCCACACAGGAGAGAAGCCGUACCAGUGCUACGAGUGUGGGAAGGGCUUCAGCCAGAGCUCAGAUCUUCGCAUCCAUCUCAGAGUCCACACUGGAGAGAAGCCCUAUCACUGUGGCAAGUGUGGGAAGGGAUUUAGCCAGAGUUCCAAACUCCUCAUCCACCAGAGGGUGCACACUGGAGAGAAGCCCUAUGAAUGUAGCAAGUGUGGAAAAGGAUUCAGCCAGAGCUCCAACCUGCACAUUCACCAGCGGGUUCACAAGAAAGAUCCCCAUUAAAAGGCAUGUACUACUCAGGUCUUCAGAGUAUUCAUACUGUUCAAACUGUCACUUUUUUUUUUUUUUUUUUUGACAGAGCCUCAAGCUGUUGCCCUGGGUAGAGUGCUGUGGCAUCACAGCUCACAGCAAUCUCCAACUCCUGGGCUCAAGCGAGUCUCCUGUCUCCACCUCCCAUGUAGCUGGUACUACAGGCACCUGCCACAACGCCCGGCUAUUUUUUGGUUGACGUCAUCAUUGUUGUUUGGCGGACCCAGGCUGGAUUCGAACCUGCCAGCUCAAGUGUAUGUGGCUGGCACCUUAGCCGCUUUAGCCACAGGCGCCGAACCAAAACUGUCACAUAUUUUUAACAUCACUCUUACCUUUGUAUUCUACAGACGAGGGAGAUGAAAAGGGUUAUUCAGAUGUAUUUUCUCACUGAAAAAUCAUUCAUUCAUUUAAAAUAUUUAAGUAUCAAGCACUUGUUAUGCUGUUGCAGAGAGAUGAGGCCCAAUGCAGAGAAAGAGCACGCAAACACCAUGUUUAUAAGAGGAAGGGCCAGCAGAAUGAAAGGCAUAAACAAAUUAAAAUGUCCAUGCUCCCCACCUGGCUUGGUCUUUCCCUUUUUAUCUCCAGUCAAAAAGUUCCAAUCACGGGUACCUUUCUCACUGGUCAGUUUGAAUCAAGCAGGAGCAGCUGUUCCAGCCCCCACAGAAUACAGGAUUUUACAAAAAUGGAAAUU